Molecule: messenger RNA, 4274 nt
Organism: Oncorhynchus nerka (sockeye salmon)
Lineage: Eukaryota; Metazoa; Chordata; Actinopteri; Salmoniformes; Salmonidae
Product: acyl-coenzyme A thioesterase 9, mitochondrial-like
Exons: 16
Coding region: 161-1468 (435 amino acids)
Biological process (GO): acyl-CoA metabolic process
Cellular component (GO): mitochondrion
Molecular function (GO): fatty acyl-CoA hydrolase activity
Source: RefSeq, a predicted model, not a curated record
UGCACCGGCAGGCCAAAUGUCCAAGGAAGUACACUUUUCAGUGCUACCACUUUUUUCAAAAUUUGCUUCAUCUGUCCUCUCUUUUCAGAGUUGUAUUUUGGUAUUUAACUAGCUAACUUCUCAAGCGUCUUUUAAUAGCAAAUAAACGAUACACACGGACAUGUUGUUGCCGAGGUUCCGUUUUCUAAGAUCGGUGGCAUCUCUGACAACGAGGGCGUUCUACCUGGGCCCUGUGUCUCUGCAGGGGAAGGCCCCGGACAUGUCUGAGGGGAAUGCUCACUUGCUAGUGUCAAAUGUGCGCAACCGGCUGAGGGAGAUUGUGGGAGCGUCCACUAACUGGAGGGACCACCAGCAGGCGUUAGCUGACCGUUUGUCGUUGUCCAAUCAGCUGGCUGGUUCUCAAGAUGAGCUUCCUGUCCGCAGAAUGAAGGACAGCUACAUAGAGGUCCACCUUCCCCUGGGCACAGACCCUACCCUUAGAGAGAAAUACCUUAACUACCACAAAGGUGUCAGGUUUGGCCGUAUCCUGGAGGAUCUGGACAGUCUAGCAGUGUUGAUCUGUUACUCUCACACCCAUAACAAGGCACUUCAGAGAUCUCCUCUGUCCAUCGUCACUGCCCUGGUGGACAAGAUAGACAUGAGGAAACAAGUCAUACAUCCUGACUGUGACAUCAAGUUCACUGGUCACGUGACCUGGGUGGGGAAGACCUCCAUCGAAGCCAAGAUGCACAUGUCUCAGUACCAUGAUGGGGCCUACACUCCAGUUCUGGAUGCUACGUUUGUUAUGGUGGCCAGAGACCCUGAGAACAAGAGGGCAGCGUUUGUUAAUCCUCUGAAACCAGAGGGGCCUGAAGAGGAGGAACUGUUUCAGCAGGGGGAGAUCAAUAAGACGCGUCGUAUAGAGCUGAGUACAGCGUCUCUACUGAAGGUGGCCCCUACUGCUGAGGAGAGGAAGAUCGUACACAGCCUGUUCCUCAACACCCUGGACACCAAGACAGUGAGUUUCCGUAGCAGAGUUCUGCCUCCUAACUCCGUAUGGAUGGAGGACGCCAAAGUCAAAGGAUUGGAGAUCUGCCAUCCACAGGAGAGGAAUAUCUUUAACAGGAUCUUUGGAGGGUUUCUGAUGAGGAAAGCUUACGAGUUGGGCUGGGCUAACGCAUGUGCCUACGGGGGGUGUCGGCCUAACCUGGUUGCCGUGGACGAUAUCCUCUUCCAGAAGCCUGUAGAGAUUGGCUCCCUGUUACUGCUCUCAUCACAGGUGUGUUACACAGAGGGGAACUACAUCCAGGUCAGAGUUCAUACAGAGGUUCUUGACCCCCUGACCCGGCAUCACAACACCACUAACGUCUUCCACUUCACCUUCGUCACAGACAAAGACGUCCCCAAUAUAGUACCGCAGAGCUACGGAGAGUCCAUGUUGUACCUGGAUGGGAAGAGACACUUUAACCAGACCCUGGAGUCUCAGUGAGACAAGAUGAACCCUGACCCAACACAACAACUGCCUGCCAAAGCCCUAGUGUCCAGCCACCCCAACCGCCAUCCUUACUGUACGCUGUGUGUGUGUGUGUAUUUGCAUGAACAAUAUGUCUUCAUUUGUUUCUCACUAUGUACUAUAUACACUUAGUGACAGUUUAUUACGUACACCCAUCUAGUACCAGGUCGGGACCCCCUCUGCCUCCAGAACAGCCUGAGUUCUUCAGGGCAUGGAAAUGUUUCUCAAUUGCUAUCAAGGGAACUAACGUGUGCCAGGAAAACAUUCCACACACCAUUACACUUCGCAACCAGCCUGUACUGUUGACACCAGGCCGGAUGGGUCCAUGGAAUCAUGCUGCUCACGCCAAAUUCUGACUCUACCAUCAGCAUGAUUCGUCGGACCAGGCAAUGUUUUUCCACUCCUCAAUUGUCCAGUGUUAUUGAUCUUGUGCCCACUGGAGCCGCUUCUUCUUGUUUUUAGUUGAAAGGAGUGGAACCCGGUGUGGUCGACUGCUGUAGUAGCCCAUCUGUGACAAGGACCGCCAAGUUGUGCGUUCCAAGAUGCCGUUCUGCAGACCAAUGUUGUACUGCGUCGUUAUUUUCCUGUUUGUGGCCCGCUUGUUAGUCUUGCCAGGCUCCUUUGACCUCUCAACGAGGUGUUUUCACCCACAGGACUGCUGCUGACUGGAUGUUUUUUGUUUGUUGCACCAUUCUCAGGAAACCCUAGGCAAUGUCGUGCAUGAAAAGCCCAGGAGGCCGCAGGUUCUGAGAUACUAGAACCGGAGCGCCUGGCACUGACAAUUAAACCACACUCAAAGUUGCUUAGGUCACUCGUUUUGCCCAUUCUAAUGUUCAAUUGAAACAGUAGCGGGAUGCCUGUUUGCCUGCUUUAUAUAGCAAGCCUCACACGAUACAAACGCUUACUUCAAAAAGCGCUCCUUAAGCCACGCCCCCAGUGGGCAGAGCUCAGCAUGUUGCACAGGGACACAGUUAUUAUAAAAAGGAAUAGGAUAAAAAUACUCACUUUACUAUCGGUCCGCUGUGGUUCUGUGUAGCAGUUAAUUUCGUCUUUAACAUUAAGUCAAAUAUAUUUGAGUAGUGAACAGGAAAACAAUGAGUCCCAGACAUUUACAUUUAAGUCAUUUAGCAGACGCUCUUAUCCAGAGCGACUUACAAAUUGGUGCGUUCACCUUAAGACAUCCAGUGGAACAGCCACUUUACAAUAGUGCAUCUAAAUCUUUUAAGGGGGGGGGGGGUGAGAAGGAUUACUUUAUCCUAUCCUAGGUAUUCCUGAAAGAGGUGGGGUUUCAGGUGUCUCCGGAAGGUGGUGAUUGACUCCGCUGUCCUGGCGUCGUGAGGGAGUUUGUUCCACCAUUGGGGGGCCAGAGCAGCGAACAGUUUUGACUGGGCUGCGCGGGAACUUUACUUCCUCAGUGGUAGGGAGGCGAGCAGGCCAGAGGUGGAUGAACGCAGUGCCCUUGUUUGGGUGUAGGGCCUGAUCAGACAAUUCACAAUAGAACCGACCAGGGGGGGGCAUCGUUUACUGCCUAAAUGAUUGGGAUCAUCUGGUUAACAUCUGCGUUUGGAAUACAUUAGAAAUACAGAUACAGGAUAAUUAAAUGACGUUUUCUUUGAAAAGAUGGGUUUGGUUGAGAAUAGAACAUUCCGUUUUCUGCCUGGAGUGUUGCGCUGUUUGGCCCAAUUUGCUCUACUAUUUUUACUGCCAAUGGCAUUAAAACAAAGCAUGGAUGUCCAUGUAUACUGAUGAUUCAACCAUAUAUGUACGCAUCAGCAACCACAGCUAAUGAAGUCACUGGAACCCUUAACAAAGAGUUGCAGUCUGUUUUGGAAUGGGUGGCUAGUAAUAAACGGGUCCUGAACAUCUCUAAAACUAAGAGCUUUGUAUUUGUUACAAAUCAUUCCCUAAGUUGUAGACCUCAGCUGAACCUGGUAAUGAAUGGUGUGGCUGUUGAACAAGUUGAGGAGACUAAAUGACUUAGUGUUACCAUAGACUGUAAACCGUCGUGGUCAAAAGAUAUAUUCAAUGGUUGUAAAGAUAAAGGAUGUCUGUCCGUAAUAAAGACAACUGCUUUUUUAAAACCGCAAUCCACAAAGCAAGUCCUGCAGGCCCUAGUUUAAUCUUAUUGUCAUUAUUGUCCAUUUAUAUGAUCAAGUCCUGCAGGCCCUAGUUUAAUCUUAUUGUCAUUAUUGUCCAUUUAUAUGAUCAAGUGCUGCAGAGAAAGACCUAGUUCAGAUGCAGCUGGCCCAGAACAGAGCGGCACGUCUUGCUUCAUUGUUAUCCGAGGGCAAAGAUUAAUAUUAUGCAUGCCAGUCUUUCUUGGCUGAGAGUUGAAGAUAGUUUGAGAAACAUUAAUUUGUUGGAAAUUCCAAAUUGUUUGCGUAGUCAACUUACACAUAUUUACCCCACCAGACAUGCGACCAGGUGUCUUUUCACAGUGCCCAGGUCCAGAACAAAUUAAAGUAAACGUACAGUAUUAUACAGAGACGAGUGCAUGGAACUCCCUUCCAUCUUAUAUAGUGCAAGUGAACAGCAAAGUUGUUUUCAAAAAACAAAACAACCCGACAGCAACCCCCCCCCAUGUAACCUACUUGUGUGCAUGUACUGACAUGUAUGUGGAACUGAUAGAUGCACACACACUACAUGUUAAUGUAUGUAGUCUUUUGUCGGUUAAUGGGGAUUCUAAUAAAUCAAAUAUCCACCCCUUUCCUUUAGUUAAUCAAAUGAAGGGGAGAGGCUGUGACUAUAAUUGAUGCAGUAAAUGACUUUUUGAUAAAACUUU